This is a messenger RNA of Erpetoichthys calabaricus (reedfish), 3072 nucleotides long. RefSeq lists its product as uncharacterized. The transcript is spliced from 35 exons. Lineage: Eukaryota; Metazoa; Chordata; Cladistia; Polypteriformes; Polypteridae. Gene Ontology annotation, molecular function: protein binding. The record is from RefSeq and is a predicted model, not a curated record. The coding region runs from base 38 to 2734 and encodes 898 amino acids.
CUGCUUAAGGUGUCUGUCUGCUUCUGUGAUUGCAACAAUGUUAAUAAUUCACUUUUCUGGUGUUACAGAAAGCAUAUUGCCUGAUUUUCAGCAGAAUUCACAAAUUUUCUCUCAUGUCAAGGAGUUCUUGUCUAAUGAAGGAACAUCUAAAUAUCUACUAUUGACACUUUUGGUGAUGCAAAUAUUUAUACAGCAUAGACUCUUCCUUUCCGAAAAGCAACAAGCAAACAAGAAGCUGAAGAUGUUGACAGCUUUCGUAUUAUGUGUCCUUGAAUGCCUUAUCAUAUUUGGGACAAUCUUGUGGGUAGUAAAAGGUGACUGCACAUGUCUGGUGGCUGUUGGUUUGACCCAAUUAGUUUUGUUUUUUAUACUAGCAAAACACACAUCCCAAGGUUUCUAUAAAAUGUGUGGUGUCACAUUUGCAGCAAUGCUGUUGCUAAUAUUUGCAUUUUGCUAUUUAGAAAACUUAGAAAAAGAUGUCAUUGAUAACAUGAUGACUGAUUAUCAGAACCUUGCCAAUGCCUUUGUGAGUUAUGACUAUCAGUACCUGUGGAAGGAAGGACAAAUUGAGCCUCUGCUGUUAACAGAUAUUAUCCUGCAGAUAUUUAAUAUAUUUUUGGCUUUCUUCUUGCUAGAAAAACCAAAAGUAAGAAGGAAGCUGACGGUAUCUACAAUUUCCUUAAUAUGUGUUCAUGAGUUUUUCAUUAUAAUUGGGAUUGUCUUGUGGAAUAAGAAAGGUGACAGUUCACUGAUCCUGAUUGCUGUUUUGAUUCAAGCAACUGCAUUUAUUCUUGUGCUAGUGCAAGCAGUGUUACAAGGCUGUUAUAAAACGUUAAUGACUGUUUUUGCUAUGGUGGGGAUUCUAGCUGUUCUUGCUUAUGCAGACAUCCUUGACAAAGCUUUACAGCUGAAUCAUUAUGAAAUUCUUGCUAAAAUCUUCCAUAAUUGCACUGAGCAGUUCCUUUGGAUUAAAGGUCUCCUAAUCGACAACUGGUCUUCUUUUCAGACAUUUAUAUAUGCUUUCUUUAACGAUGUUAACAACUUUCCUGGGAUUUUAGGAGCAAGCGGAUGUCCAGUACUUGGUUUUGUUUUGUAUUUAUGUAUGCAGGUCCCUCUCAUCACGACUAAGAUAUUGCACGGUAAUUCAGAGAGGAUACAAAAUGAUGAUUUAGUCAAGCGUGAUGACAAUAAGAAAUGGAAAGAAGAAUAUGAUGCACUCAGGGCUAAAUAUGAUGAUUUAGUCAAGCGUGAUGACAGAAAGAAAUGGAAAGAAGAAUCUGAUGCACUCAGGGCUAAAUAUGAUGAUUUAGUCAAGCGUGAAGACAAUAAGAAUUGGGAAAAAGAAUAUGAUGCACUCAGGGCUAAAUAUGAUGAUUUAGUCAAGCGUGAUGACAAAAAGAAAUGGAAAGAAGAAUAUGAUGCACUCAGGGCUAAAUAUGAUGAUUUAGUCAAGCGUGAUGACAGUAAGAAAUGGAAAGAAGAAUAUGAUGCACUCAGGGCUAAAUAUGAUGAUUUAGUCAAGCGUGAUGACAGUAAGAAAUGGAAAGAAGAAUAUGAUGCACUCAGGGCUAAAUAUGAUGAUUUAGUCAAGCGUGAUGACAAUAAGAAAUGGAAAAAAGAAUAUGAUGCACCCAGGGCUAAAUAUGAAUAUGAUGCACUCAGGGCUGAAUUUGAUAAGUUGGGAAUCGUCCCUGAUAAAGUUUGGGAAAAAAUUCAAGAAUGUGAAGUUGAUAUGGUCCUGUCCCCUGACACAGCUCAUAGUGACAUUUCUGUGGAUAACGAUGCAGCACAAGUGAGAUUUACAGGAGACACUAAGGGCCCAAACACAUGGUGCUGUGUUACUGGCAGUGACUGGCUGAAAGCCCAGCAGGAUCACUACUGGGAGGUGGAGGUUGGUGAAAAAGGAAGUUGGGCAAUUGGACUGGCAUCUGAGACCAUCAAAGACGAGCAGCUCAUUGCUGAGUGCCCAACAAAUGAAUUGUGGAUCAUCCGACUAUGUAGAGGCAAGAAGUUAGAGGCCAUCACACGCACUGAUGUCAAGGAAUAUCAGUUAAAACCAAAAAAAGUGGGAUUGCAUUGGGAAGGAAACUGCUUACGUGUUUAUGAUAAGGAGAAAAAACAGCUCAUCCACAAAUUUGAUAUUGAAUACUCUGAGCACUUGUAUCCUGUCUUCAGUCCAGGGUCACAUGACAGAGGACCAUUAAUCAUCAAAAUUAAAAGCACAGAAACUGAAAAUCUGAAACAGAAGUUUGGGAUUGCUCUGAAAUUAAACACAAAGUAUCCCAACAUCAUCAAUGUGGAUAACCAACAGAUCAGGCUUACUGGAAAAGAACAGGUUGCAGGUGACUUGUGGCACUGUGUACUGGCUAAUAAUAAGCUAACAUCAGGAAAAGCCUACUGGGAGGUGGAGGUUGGUGAGAAGAGCUCUUGGGCUCUAGGAGUGGUUGCAGAUACCAAAGAAGUGAAGAUGUCAAUUCCUGAUGAACCUGAAGAAGGGUUUUGGAUUAUCAAGGUGCAGGCUGAAAAAAUUCACGCAGUCUCUUCUAGAAGUAUAAGAAUUUUAAGAAAUCCCAGGAAAGUUGGGGUGUUUGUGGACUUUGUAGAGCAAGAAUUAUCAUUUUAUGAUAUUGAAAAGAAAUACCUCAUCCACCGAUUCCACAUCAAAUCAUCAGAGAAACUGUACCCCAUUUUCAGUCCAGGAGUACAAGAUAAAGAUCCACUGAUCAUCAUCUAAUGGACUAUAAGAUGUUCCUUCUGUUUGUCAUGAAAUUGUUACAAUUUCAACCCAAUGAUUCAACAAACUGAAUUCAUGUGCGGUGUAGUAACUCUUUCCAUAUACAUUACUUCUUUCUGUUCAGGUUGAAAAAAUAUGCAGUAAUAUUUGUGUUUUUGAGGCUGUUUCCUGUUCCAGACUGAUUAAUAGUCUAGACCCUUGGUAUGAUGGUGAUGAUGCUACAUAUUUUGAACUUCUGGAAGUCAAUUUCAGGGUAUUUGUUUACAGUUACACUUUUUUAGACUGAAGUGCUAUUUUUCUCACAGCACUGUUAAAACACUGACAGUUUCAACAGAACA